AUGGCGCGCGUGUACGCCGACGUCAAUCAGCAGAUGCCAAGGGCAUACUGGGACUAUGACAGCGUGAACAUCAGCUGGGGUGUCUUGGAGAACUACGAGGUGGUCAAGAAGAUUGGCCGCGGAAAGUACUCGGAAGUGUUCGAGGGUGUCAACGUGGUUAACUACCAGAAAUGCGUCAUCAAGGUGCUCAAGCCGGUCAAGAAGAAGAAGAUCAAGCGAGAGAUCAAGAUUCUGCAAAACCUCUCUGGCGGACCCAACAUUGUCGCACUCCUCGACGUGGUCAGGGACAGCCAAUCGAAGACGCCCAGUCUUAUAUUCGAGCAUGUUAACAACACCGACUUCCGCUCUCUAUACCCCAAGUUCCAGGACUACGACGUGCGCUACUACAUCUACGAGCUUCUCAAAGCUCUGGAUUUCUGUCACAGCAAGGGCAUCAUGCACAGAGAUGUCAAGCCUCAUAACGUUAUGAUCGACCAUGAGAAUAGAAAGCUGCGCUUGAUUGAUUGGGGUUUGGCAGAGUUCUAUCAUGCAGGGACCGAGUACAAUGUGCGAGUGGCCAGCAGAUACUUCAAGGGCCCUGAACUUCUGGUCGACUUCCAAGAGUACGAUUACAGUCUGGACAUGUGGUCGCUAGGAGCUAUGUUCGCAAGCAUGAUCUUCAGGAAGGAGCCAUUUUUCCACGGCAACAGCAACAGUGAUCAGCUAGUCAAGAUCGCCAAAGUCCUCGGUACGGAAGACCUCUUCGACUACCUCGAUAAAUACGACAUCGAGCUGGAUGCACAGUAUGACGACAUUCUCGGACGCUUUCCAAAGAAGAGUUGGCACGCCUUUGUCAACGCUGAGAACCAGCGUUUCGUCAGCAAUGAGGCCAUCGACUUCCUCGACAAGCUUUUGCGAUACGAUCAUCAAGAACGACUUACCGCGAAAGAGGCCAUGGCGCAUCCGUACUUCGCGCCUGUGCGCCAGGCAGAAUACGAUCAGCAAAAUUCGAACAGUAUUCAUCAAUAA
Molecule: messenger RNA, 1008 nt
Organism: Zasmidium cellare ATCC 36951
Lineage: Eukaryota; Fungi; Ascomycota; Dothideomycetes; Mycosphaerellales; Mycosphaerellaceae
Exons: 4
Coding region: 1-1008 (335 amino acids)
Biological process (GO): regulation of transcription by RNA polymerase I; regulation of transcription by RNA polymerase III; DNA damage response
Cellular component (GO): nucleus; cytosol; protein kinase CK2 complex
Molecular function (GO): ATP binding; protein serine/threonine kinase activity
Source: RefSeq, a predicted model, not a curated record